Molecule: messenger RNA, 2187 nt
Organism: Aspergillus terreus NIH2624
Lineage: Eukaryota; Fungi; Ascomycota; Eurotiomycetes; Eurotiales; Aspergillaceae
Product: anoctamin family protein
Exons: 4
Coding region: 1-2187 (728 amino acids)
Biological process (GO): chloride transmembrane transport
Cellular component (GO): cortical endoplasmic reticulum
Molecular function (GO): chloride channel activity
Source: RefSeq, a predicted model, not a curated record
AUGAGUUUAUUCUCCCCAUACGCCUACUCCGACCCCUCCGACCUGGACAACCUGGGGGUCGACUGGAUCAUUCGAUAUGACUUUGACGAUAUCGAUAUCUCCCAGGCAAUCGAGGAAUUCCGCACCCUCAUCCACGACCUCGAAGAGGCUCAUUGCCAAACCCAAGUCCGUCAUGGCUACGGCGCUUCCAUCUUAGUCUGUGUGCACGUCCCUCGCGAACACCUGGGAAACAUGGUCCAUAAGUCCCGCGUCAAGGACUGGCUAUAUGGAAUCGCACACGAACUCCCCAUCGGGGAUGAAUACACCGUCGUCGAAUCGGAGACCCCCGCAGAGGCUCUUCGCUCGGUCUAUCAUGCCGUGACGUGGGCAAAGUCGCUCGGUGGUGCGGGCAUCACCCCGGGACUGGGCAAAUGGGAGCGCGUCACCGCUUGCUUUCCCCUGCAUGAUCAACUCGAGAACGCACAAUUGCUGCGGAAAAUGAGUAAAAGCAUGGCCCUGACGGAGGAGGACCUCGAUACCGUCCGAGCUCUGUUUGGAGAGAAGGUCGCAUUCUACUAUGCAUUCUUCCAUUGCUACAACCGGUUCAUGGCCUUUGGAGCUCUCUGGGGUAUCGUCUCAUGGUACUUCUUCGGCCCCUACUCCAUCACCUGUGCUCUGGUCAACUGCUUCUGGCAUAUCGUCUUUGUCGAGUAUUGGAAAAUCCGCCAGACCGAUCUGAGCGUACGGUGGAACGUCAAAGGUGUUGGCGUCUUGAAGGUCAACCGCCCCGAGUACGUCUGGGACAAGGAGGUGCGCGACCCCAUCACCGGCGAAGUCGUGCAGGUGUUUUCCCCAUACCGCCAGGUCAUGCGCCAGCUGCUUCUUAUCCCAUUUGCUACGGUGGCCGCACUCGCCCUUGGGACGCUGAUUGUCGUGACCUUCGCGCUGGAGGUGUUCAUCUCCGAAGUGUAUACCGGUCCCUGGAAGAGCUACCUCGAGUUCUUCCCGACCGUCCUGUUCUCCCUCUCAUUACCCUCCAUCUCCAGCGUACUGACCACCAUUGCCACCCGCAUGACCAAGUAUGAGAACUAUCGCACCCAGGACCAGUAUGACGUAGCCCAAACCACCAAGACCUUCAUCAUGCACUUUAUCACCACCUUCUUGCCGACCAUCCUCACCGCGUUCGUAUACGUCCCAUUCGGGGCCCGUCUGAUGCCCUAUCUUCAGACCUUCACGGUCGGUCGUCUUGCCAAGUCCGUGGACAUGUCGCGGCUGCACAUCGAUCCGUCUCGCCUCCAGCAAGAGAUCAUCUACCUGUCCAUCACCGGACAGGUGAUGAACUUUGGAGAAGAAGUCGUCCUGCCGUAUGUGAAGCGGGUGCUGCGUCAGAAGUGGCGCGACUAUCGCGAGAAGAAAACCCGGAAUCGCACGCGGCAUUACUCCAUCCGUACUGACCAGUUGCUCGUGGACACCCCUGAGGAGGCCUCCUUCCUCACCCGCAUCCGCAAUGAGGCCGAGGGCGACGAGUAUAACGUGCACGACGACAUCAUCGAGAUGUGCGAGCAGUAUGGGUACAUGGCGUUGUUUGGGGUCGCGUGGCCCCUCAUGUCGGUGGGAUUCCUGAUCAACAACUGGUUCGAGGUGCGCGGCGAUUUCUUCAAACUGAGCAUCGAGUGUCAGCGCCCGCCGCCCAUCCGGUCUGACUCCAUCGGACCGUCGCUUCAGGGCCUGCAACUUCUCACCUGGAUGGGCGUGCUGUCCACCUCGGCGAUCGUCUACCUGUACCGGAAGGGAAUGGAGGACAUCCAACUGUCGUCGUUGCUGAUGACCAUGCUCGCGGCCGAAUGGGCCUAUCUCGCCGUCCGCUUCGCCGUCCACCAUGGGCUGCAGAAGAUUGCCAUCCCCAUGCUCCGCCGCGAGUCCGCGAAGCGGUACGCCGUCCGGAAGAGCUACCUCGAAACCCUCACGGGCAGUCUGUCCCCGAAGGGUAAGCGACGCGUGCGGUUCCAGGACCGCGUGAACGUGUACAGUUCGUCAUCUGACUCGGAAUCGGAGGAGUUCCUCCACGAGAGUAAAGACGGGUCGCCGCGGGAACAGGCGUUCUGGUCGCGGCCGCAGUGCGAAUCAGUGGACGCGGGCGUCCGGCUGAUCAAGGCUCUGAGCACGUCAAAACAUGCGAGGGUCGAGAAGAAGGAGAAGGCGUCGUAG